Notothenia coriiceps (black rockcod) is the source of this 934-nucleotide messenger RNA. Its product is annotated as GTPase IMAP family member 4-like. Gene Ontology annotation, molecular function: GTP binding. The transcript has a single exon. The annotation marks the transcript as partial. NCBI's taxonomy places the organism in Eukaryota, Metazoa, Chordata, Actinopteri, Perciformes, Nototheniidae. The record is from RefSeq and is a predicted model, not a curated record.
AUACAGAGAUUGAUCAAUAUUUCUUAUUUUUUUUCAGACCUCCGAUCAGAAUCAAACACAUACAAUAACGAUGUAAUCCGGAUUGUGAUGGUGGGGAAGACCGGAGCUGGGAAGAGCGCCACAGGAAACAACAUUCUGGGAAAAGAUUUCUUUCCAUCAAAGUUCUCUUUUAAAUCUCUGACUGUAGACUGUGCUAAUGCCAUUGGUGAAGUUGAUGGACAAAGAGUUAAGGUUAUUGAUACUCCAGGUCUGUGUGACACCAAAUUUAAAGAAGAGAAGACCAGAAAAGAUGUUGGCCAGAGCAUUGGUUUUGCUUCUCCUGGACCUCAUGUCUUCCUGGUCGUCAUCAGACUGGGCAGAUUCACAGAGGAAGAAAAACAGACGGUUCAGAAGAUUCAGGAAAUCUUUGGAAAGGGAGCAGACGAAUACAGCAUGGUUCUCUUUACCCACGGUGAUCUGCUCGAUGGGAGUCCUAUGGAAGAGUUCUUGAAAGAAAGUGAAGAGCUGCAGGAACUUGUGAACAGAUGUAACGGGCAGUACCACGUCUUCAAUAAUGCCCUGAAGGAUCGUUCUCAGGUCAGAGAGCUGCUCGACAAGAUCAGAAACAUAACAGAGAAGAACGGAGGAAGCCAUUACACCAAUGAAAUGUUCCAGAAGGCAGAGAGGGCCAUAGAAGAGGAAAAACAGAGAAUCCUUAAAGAGAAAGAAGAGAAAAUACGCAAACAGCAGGAGGAAAUGCAAAAGAUAAUAGAUCAAAAGUAUGCAGAAGCAUACAGACAAGCCCAAGAUGAACAAGAGAGGAUAAAGCUAAAUGAAGAUCGCCAAAGACAAAUGGAGGAGCAGAGGAGGAGAAUAAAUGAAGAGGAGGAAAGGAAUGCCAGAGAGGAAGCUGAGAGAAAUCAAUCUAGCUGUACCAUUUUAUAGAUUCCUUUUU